Fundulus heteroclitus (mummichog) is the source of this 2560-nucleotide messenger RNA. RefSeq names its product trafficking protein particle complex subunit 8-like. The coding region runs from base 1 to 1581 and encodes 526 amino acids. The record is from RefSeq and is a predicted model, not a curated record. Gene Ontology annotation, cellular component: TRAPPIII protein complex; phagophore assembly site; cytoplasmic vesicle. Lineage: Eukaryota; Metazoa; Chordata; Actinopteri; Cyprinodontiformes; Fundulidae. Gene Ontology annotation, biological process: endoplasmic reticulum to Golgi vesicle-mediated transport; protein localization to phagophore assembly site. The transcript is spliced from 11 exons.
AUGUCGGUUUUCUUCUUGCAGUUUCCCACUGCCCUGCUGUGUGGUGAGAUCAGGAAAGCUUACGUUGAGUUCUGCAACGUUAGUGCGGUUGCUCUAUGUGGUCUCCGUGUGGCUUCGACACAUCCUGAUUUCUUCACAUUUGGCAGCCAACCCAACCCAGGCUCUACUGAGAACUGCUCAGCCUAUGCAACUUUUCCUACACCACUUCAGCCAGACUCAAUGUCCUCCGAGAUGUUGGUUUCUGCUCCUGAUUUCAGUCAACCCUCUGGGGUAACGGAAAUCCCAAUACUUGGCAGUACACUACAACCAGGGGAGUCCAUUCAAUUGCCUCUGUGGCUCCGAGGACCAGACCGGGAAGGAGUCCAUGAAAUCAACUUUCUGUUCUACUAUGAGAGCACAGAGAAAGGACCGAAAAUCAGUCAUCGAGUGUUGCGUCACACAGUGUUUAUCUGUGCCAGUCGGUCUUUGAGUGUACAGGCCUCCGCCUGCCGCAGCAGUGCUUCCCCACAUCACUCUGUAGAUGACAAAGGCAUUGGAGGGACACUUGUUUUUAUUGAUGUGGAGAACGUGAAUGCGAGUGAAAGUGAUGUCCAUGAGUUUCACAUUGUCCAGGUGUCUAGCAGCAGUCAGCACUGGUGUCUCCACAAGUAUAUCAAUCCGUACAACAAUUAUGAUUGCAGACUGAGCAGUCGAGAAAGAGCUAAGCUAUGUUUUAAGGCCAUGCGAUGCAAACCCCAUGAAGGCUCUGAUGCUGUAAAGGAAUACACUUUUUCAGACCUAAAUCUUGGAAAUCAAAGGAUCAUCAGUUCUUCCACACCAUGUGGAGAUUUCUUCUUCCGUUGCCUUCAGAGCUCUGAGUUUCAACAAGUGAAUUUAACAACCAGGACAUCCUUCAGCAGCAAAAGUCAGGGCCCUCCCCCCACUGACACUGGUUCCGACAUUACAAGUAUUGCCAAGAAAUGUAACGAGAUUGACCUUAAUAUAAUUGUCAUCUGGAAGGCAUAUGUUGUUGAGGACAAUAAACAGCUCAUCUUAGAAGGCCAGCUUCAUGUGGCCCUGCAGACAAUUGGCAAAGAGGCCAGUUCUCUGAUUCCCAAAGAGGAAGCUCCAGAGAUGAUGCUUCUCAGGUUUAAAUCGGACUUGCCUUCUUCAGUCAUUCUGCCUUAUCUAGAGCUUUCCCAACUCAUCAGAACUAACCUCUGCUAUCCUGAAACCUUUACACAUCCGUUUGUCAAAGACAGCCUUUGCUUAGUCCCAGUAACUCUGACUUUGUCCAACUGCUCCUUGGCUCAAAUAGAUGUCAUCGUUGAACUGAGACACAAAAGCACCAGUUCAGAGUCUCUGGAGGUCCACAGCUCGUUUGCUUGGGUGGGUCAGACUCAGUACAAGCUACAGCUGGGCCGGCGUGAGGUGGUUAGCCUCACACUGCAAGCCUGUUUCUUUCGUGCUGGGGUCUACAACUUGAACACACCGCGGGUUUUUGCCAAGCCAGCUGAACAAAGCACAAUGUGUGAAGCAAGUCAGCAAACGGCUUGUCCUGCUCUCAUCAUCAUCAACAAUGCCUGUCCUCUCUUGUCGUGAAGGGACAGUAGUCAGCGACACACCAUGUGGAUUUGGCUGACACAAGAACUACUUAAGGCACACCUAUGACUUUGUAACAGAAAUAUUGGUCAUAAGUGUGAAAAGUGAAACAGAUGUCCACAUAUGAACCUUUGUUUCAUCAACUAACAAACAGUGUGUGCUUUACUAGUUAACUUCCUGUCUUACACAUAGCCCUCCCCUAACCUCUCCUUCCUCAUCCUCCCCUAAUGUGUUUGCUUGUUUAUCCUGAGCAACUCUAGCUUAAACUUUUCUAUGCUUGCUAACUAAAAUGUCCCAGAAAUGUUGGUGUCUGACCAGGUUGUUUACUUCAAAUAACAGCAUAGACUUAAAAUUGCGGAACUGCAUCAACAUUUAGAGACAAAAAUUCAGUUUGAUUGGUGCCGUCUAGUUGGCGCAGCCACUGUUUUCAUGUACUGCGGGUUGAUGCUGUCUAUCUGAACCCUGGAGGAAUCACUUUCAAGCCACUUGAAAGUGGCUGAUGUUAUUUUUCAGGUAUUGUAAAAUCCUGUGAAGGCUGAUUACAUCCUGAACAGUGUAGGCAGUUUGUCUGAAUACUGGGAUCAAAGGCCUAAGAGUGAUCAGGGAUCUUUAUUAUAACAAACUAUCAGUUGCUUUAAUGUGCAACAGAUUUUUUUUUCAUCCAAGUACAGACGGCCUGUCUAUAGACCUGACAACAUUUUGGAAAAUUAUUUCUUUCCUGUUAGCAUUUAGAUGUUAAAAUAAAAGUAAUGAUGCUGGCGAAAGGCUGUAUUUUUCUUAGUAUAUUCAGAGUGUAGAAUUAUUUAUCAAACAAUUAAUCAUUAACAUUAACACAUAUGUACAACUGGAAGUAAUACUUUAAAAAUCCACCAUGAAAUGUUUGUUGUGUACAUUAACACUGUUUGAAACCACACUGCCAUUUAAUUAGUGAAUUGGUCUGAUUUAUAUUUUCCACCAUUAAACAUUAAAUUAAACAAUC